AUUUAUACUCAAAACAUUGCAUAAUUAUGAUUAAUAACAAAAUUGUAUACAGAGCCGAGAACUGGUUUAACAACCAUUUAAUAACAUUUUUCAGCAUUUGAAGAUAAUGGUGAAAUCAUGUUGGAUAAACGUGUAAAUUCUCUGUCAGAAAUAUAAUCCAACUACUAGACCACUGUGCGCCUUCAAGCUGUUCACGUCGAUCGGAGACCUAUUUACUCUCGGACAACAACAUUAUUCAGACAAGAUGGAUGUGAAUAUAAAUUCUUCUGUAAUAAAUGUUACCAACUCUCUGGAAACAGGCACGAACGACAUAUUGUUAGCAAUUAUUAUAUCUGGAUGGAUAUGUGUAGCAGAGGGGAUAUUAACAGUCAUUUUCAAUGGUCUUGUAAUCGUUUUGUUAGUGAGAAGGAAUAUUAAGUCAAACAUGUCUUUCCUUUUGUUAAACUUAGCUAUUGCAGAUUUGUCAGUAGCAGUGCUGCACGACUUUCCAAGGGCAGUUCAACAACAUUAUAACUGGACAUAUGGACGCUUCUUAUGUGUGAGCUUCAUGUAUACACAGGAUGUCGCUCUGUUUGCUUCGACAUUUUUAUUAGUAUCCCUGAGUGUUGAUCGACUUGUAGUAUUAGCUCGUCCACUAUGGACAGGUAGACAGAAGAUUUUAACAAGAUCCUGCAUGGUAUUAAUUCCUUGGAUAACGGCAAUAUAUCUCAGUACACCAUUCUUGAAGAGUGGACUUUAUCGCUAUCGUGGACAAAUAUGGUGUACUCCAUUCUUUGCUGGGUUGUAUGGAAAGGUAUGGCUGCCAAUACGAUCGGCACUUUUAGUUAUUAUUCCAGGUGUUGUCAUGGUAACGAUAUACGGUUAUAUUGCAUAUAUUAUUCGGGUCAGAAAGAGAAACGGUAACGUUACUACUGAUAGCGAAGCACCAGAUGCUUUAAGAACAAAUCAGUCUCGAGCAUUAAGUAAUGCAAUGAAAAGAAGUAUACUCAUAACGUUUGUUGUAGGAAUUGCUUUCAUCUUAUGUUGGCUGCCAUCAACACUGGCGACAUACACAAACUUAGUAUCUUUAAAAAGUCUUGGAGAAGCCUUCUACAUAAUGACAGCUCUAUCUCCACUAAACAGCUUAAUAAACCCAAUAAUUAUUCUUUCAAUAAACCAUAGAAUGUUUAGACCAGGACGAAAAGCAAUUUUGUUAACUAAAUUCACGUUGACAAUGUCAUUAAAAAGUCCCGGUCGUUCACGGCGUGCAUAUGUGAAUGCAUUACCCAAAUUAUAAACAAAAUACAAUCACUGAUGAGUCUUAUGUAGACGAAACGCGCGUCUGGCGUAUUAAAUCAUAUUCCUGGUACCUUUGAUAACUAUUUACACCACUGGGUCGAUGCCACUUCUGAUGGACGUUUCGUUUCCGAGGGUAUCACCAGCCCAGUAGUCAGCACUUCGUAGUUGACAUGAAUAUCAAUUAUAUGGUCAUUUUAAUAAAUUUCCUGUUGACAAAACUUCAAAUUUUUCGAAAAACUAAGGAUUUUCUAAUCCCAGGAAUAGAUUACCAUAGCCAAAUUUGGCACAACUUUUUCGAAUUUUGGGUCAUCAAUGCUCUUCAACUUUGUACUUAUUUGGCUUUAUAACUAUUUUGAUCUGAGCGUCACUGAUGAGUCUUAUGUAGACGAGACGCGCUUCUGGCGUAUUAAAUCAUAAUCCUGGUACCUUUGAUAAUUAUUUAGUGUAACUUUUUCAAUUUACCCAAAUAUUUACUUAUUCGUAAGAUUAACAUAUUUCUGAAAACAGUUAUGUAAGACAUUUUAAACUCUUAUGGUAUUACUGCUUUUGAUUUAAUAUGAAAUGUAUCAAUAUUGUAGUAUUUUUAGGUAUGAAUGAUUUUAUAUAAUAUGUUGUUUGAGUGCUGGAUGCAAAGGUUUGUUUGAGUGCACCACUUCACAGUAGACAAAUGAUGAAUGAGUUACCCUCUUUCAUAUCACCGGGUUUGUACUUACAUGAGCAACACGACGGGUGCCACAUGUUGAGCAGGAUCUGCUAGCCCUUCCGGAGCAUCUGAGAUCACACCAGUUUUCGGUGGGGUUCAUGUUGCUCAGUUUUUGGUAUUCUAUGUUGUUUUGUGUACUGUUGUGUGUCUGUUUGUGUUUUUUUUUAGCCAUGGCGUUGUCAGUUAAUUUCGACUUAUGAGUUUAAAUGUCCCUUUGAUAUCCUUCGCCUCUCUUUUUUAAGUGAAGAAUUCAUUAUUAUUGUAAUCAUGUUUAUUAUUAUUGUAAUCAUAUUUAUCAUUAUUGCAAUCACGUUUAUUAUUAUUGUAAUUAUGUUUUUUUAUUAUUCUAAUCAUGUUUUUUACUAUAAUAAUUGUAAUCAUGUUUAUCAUUAAAGGUAUUAAUUUUU
Mytilus californianus (California mussel) is the source of this 2388-nucleotide messenger RNA. Its product is annotated as vasopressin V1b receptor-like. Gene Ontology annotation, cellular component: membrane. Gene Ontology annotation, biological process: neuropeptide signaling pathway. Gene Ontology annotation, molecular function: neuropeptide receptor activity. The record is from RefSeq and is a predicted model, not a curated record. NCBI's taxonomy places the organism in Eukaryota, Metazoa, Mollusca, Bivalvia, Mytilida, Mytilidae. The transcript has 9 exons. The coding region runs from base 245 to 1276 and encodes 343 amino acids.